This is a messenger RNA of Triticum aestivum (bread wheat), 1319 nucleotides long. Its product is annotated as tubby-like F-box protein 8. Gene Ontology annotation, molecular function: protein binding. Lineage: Eukaryota; Viridiplantae; Streptophyta; Magnoliopsida; Poales; Poaceae. The record is from RefSeq and is a predicted model, not a curated record.
ACCGAGAACGCCCCCCCGCCCCGUGGACCGGAGCGAGCGCGGACGAGACGAUAAACAACAGCCGCGGCACCCGCCUCGUGUGUCUGUGCGCCUCCUGCUCUCUCGCCUUUCCCCAUUCCCCCCACCCUCCCUCUCUUCCGCUCGCUCGCUCCGGGUCUCCCUCCUUCCCUCUUCACACCCACCUCACCUCCUCUCCUCCCUCUUCGCGUGUCCAAGAAAGGAACCACCAGGCGGGAACGGCGUGAGCGCAGCUGGGGCUGGAGCCGGAUCGACCCCGUUCGUCUCCAGAGGCGGCGGCACGGGCGCAGGAGCUCCGGAUCGGCGCUCAAGAAGUAAGAGUCCGCGCUGAUGUACACGUUGCUGAUUUCUUCUACCUAGACAUACUCCAGAGCAGCAGCUCUGCCCUGCCGCCGUGAUCUGUAAUCGCCGUUCCAAAAGACAACAGUUUAGAAAGGUUGUCGGCGGCCCAAGCUCUGAGCUUCAGCCUGCAUCUAGCUAGCGCAGAUGUCGUUCCGCAGCAUAGUUCGUGAUGUCAGGGACGGUUUCGGCAGCCUGUCGAGGCGGAGCUUCGAGGUGACCAUCUCCGGCCUGUCCGGCCUCACCGGGCACCACAGGGGCAAGUGCCAGAGCACGGUGCACGAGCUCCGCGACGCCGAUCUCAUAGUCCAGGAGAGCCGCUGGGCGAGCCUCCCUCCCGAGCUCCUCAGCGACGUGAUCCGGAGGCUGGAGGCAAGCGAGAGCACAUGGCCGUCGCGCAAGCAUGUGGUGUCCUGCGCGGCCGUUUGCAAGGCGUGGAGGGAGAUGUGCAGGGAGAUUGUUACGAGCCCAGAGUUUUGCGGAAAGCUCACCUUCCCCGUGUCUCUAAAGCAGCCUGGCCCUCGAGAUGGAAUGAUUCAGUGUUUUAUAAAGCGAGAUAAAUCGAAGUCUACUUAUCAUCUCUACUUGUGCCUGACUAAUGCGGUACUUGUGGAGAAUGGAAAGUUCCUCUUGUCUGCUAAAAGGAUCCGCAGGACAACCUGCACAGAAUAUGUUAUCUCAAUGGAUGCUGAAAACAUCUCAAGAUCAAGCAGCACCUAUAUUGGAAAACUGAGGUCAAACUUCCUCGGCACAAAAUUCAUAGUAUAUGACACGCAGCCCCCCUACAAUGGGGCUUUAGUUCCUCCGGUUGGACGGAGUAGCCGGAGAUUCAACUCCAAGAAAGUGUCUCCCAAGGUGCCAUCCGGCAGCUACAACAUAGCUCAGGUGUCUUACGAGCUAAAUGUUCUUGGCACGAGGGGCCCUAGGCGGAUGAACUGCAUCAUGCACUCCAUACCGGCCUC